Penicillium waksmanii is the source of this 1539-nucleotide messenger RNA. Its product is annotated as putative MFS transporter. The coding region runs from base 1 to 1539 and encodes 512 amino acids. The record is from RefSeq and is a predicted model, not a curated record. Gene Ontology annotation, molecular function: transmembrane transporter activity. Gene Ontology annotation, biological process: transmembrane transport. Gene Ontology annotation, cellular component: membrane. NCBI's taxonomy places the organism in Eukaryota, Fungi, Ascomycota, Eurotiomycetes, Eurotiales, Aspergillaceae. The transcript has 3 exons.
AUGGCGGACGCGGAAAGAGGCAUCACUGACUCGGAGGCGAUGGGGGAGAAGGCGGAUAUCUCCCAUGAUGAGGUCGUGCAUAUCACACGCUUGACAGAGGAAGAGUUGGUGCUCGAGAAGAAAUUGCGUCUUCGCAUUGACUCUUUGAUCAUGCCAAUGGUCGUGUUGGUAUACUUGUUAAACUAUAUUGACCGUAAUAACUAUGCCGCAGCCAGGUUGCAAGGUCUGGAAGCAGACCUUAGCCUCACCCCAACCGAAUAUCAGACCGGUCUAUCAAUUCUAUUCGUGGCAUACAUUCUGAUGCAAGUUCCAAGUAACUUGAUUCUCAACUACAUGGGACGGCCGUCUCUAUAUCUUGGGUUUUUCGUUACUGCCUGGGGUCUGGUCUCCGCUUUGACGAGCCAGGUCAAGGGAUAUGGCGGUUUGGUGGCCUGUCGGUUCCUCCUGGGUUUCGUCGAGGCUCCAUUCUUCGCCGGCGUACUCUUCUAUCUCUCCAAAUGGUACACUAAGAAGGAGUUGGCUUUCCGCAUGAGCAUAUUCUAUUCUGGUUCUUUGCUCAGCGGUGCCUUCGGCAAUUUAAUCGCGGCUGGCAUUUUGAGCGGUCUCGCUGGAAAACGGGGAAUGUCGGCGUGGCAAUGGCUUUAUAUCAUUGAGGGCGUUAUUACUGUCUUCGUUGGUAUCGUGAUCUGCUUCGUGCUUCCCGACUUUCCUGAAACUUGGAAACUUCUAACGCCCGAAAUGCGCAAGAUUGCUGUCCGGCGUCUGGCGGUCGACGCGGCUGAAGCUGAUCAGGACGAGGGAGGCGGCAUGAGCCAGAUCAAGGGUCUGAAGCUGGCCAUGACCGACAUUAAAACCUACGUCUUGGCUCUGGCUUACAUGUGUAUCACCGGAGCGGCUGGUUUCCAAAACUUUUUCCCGACUCUGACGAAGACAUUGAACCCCGACCCCAUAAUCUCACUGCUGCUGGUGGCACCUCCCUAUAUCUUCAUGGUGAUCUGGAGUCUGGGACAUUCCUGGUUUUCCGACAAAAUGGGAGUCCGAUUCUGGUUCUUCUUCUACCCUAUUCCGAUCACUAUUAUUGGUUUCGUCAUCUUCAUGGCUGCGCCGGAGACGUUCGGCCCGCGCUACUUCGCGAUGUUCCUGAUGGUCUUCGUAUUCGCGCAGAACGGUACUCUUUACUCAUGGAUCGCGGGUGCGCUGCCUCGACCACCUGCGAAGCGUGCCGCUGCCUAUGCCUUUAUCAACUCGAUCGGAAAUUCCGCAAGUAUUUGGACACCUUACACUUAUCUCGACCACGAGGCGCCACACUACUGGACAGCCCUGGCAGUUAACAUCGGGCUACAGGUUGUUGGUGGCGCUUGCGGUAUCUUUAUGUACUUCAAUCUGCGCUCACUGAACAAGCGACAGGAACGUAUGGCGAAUGAGGAUGUCCAGCUUACACCGAAGGAUUUGAGGCGAUUGCAGCUCACAGCUGACAGCGAAGGUAUCGAUAUUGCUGCAGCGAGGAGGUUGCAGAAAGACUUCCGAUAUGUGUUGUAG